AUGGAGGAACCUCAGGUGCAAGACCCCUACAAGGUGGAUGGGCCGUAUAUCGAGGCCACCGAUUGGGCGUUGCCUUACCAGGCGGCUUUCCUCAGGGAAAAUAAUACCCAGAAUAUCGAGAUGUAUAAGCAUGUCAACUGUGGCUAUCUAUCCACGCCAGGACGGCCGCCCACGCUCGCAGCGCUCAAGAAGCAUGCACAGUCCCUCACCCAUCUCAUUGCGCAAAUCGCUCCAUCGCAAGGCCCUGGGGAGAUCAACAACAAGCACGCCGGCGAGCCUUGUGCGCGGAGUUUCGUGGCUGGUGAAGCGUUUGAUUGGCUGAAUGACCUAGAGGAGCCGUACAAGUCCCUGGAAUCACAGCACCACCGCCCCCUGAACAGCCUCGUCAAUAUCACUAAACACAACAGUGAUACGCUUGGCGUUGAGUUUCACUGUCCUCUGGAGGAUCCUACGACUAAGCGUUCAGUCAAGGCCGAGGAUGCAAAGUGGCUCGCCCAACGAGGCCAGGAGGAGGCGGAUUACCAGGAAGAGCGGCUCGUGAAACCAUUUGCGCGGCACUGGAACAUCCUGCGGCACGCCAAUGACUGCCUGGAGAUCCUGGACCACGAAUUCUCGAGCACCGGCGGCCUCCUUUCGAUCUUGCCGACUGAGCAUGAGGUUGAGGCGGAGCAGCUCGACAUUGCGAAGAACACCCUGAUUGGACAGUGGUUGGUCUUCACGCAGCAGCUCGUAGCCCGCAUGCAUGACCUCGAGAUUGCCUAUGCCAACAGCCUCGAGCUUCUCGGCGGCGAAGCAGUAAUUCCAUUGCAGCAUAUGAGCGCGCACGGUCCAGACGGUCGUUCUGGCCGGGAGAUUGUGUUUCCUCAAGAUCGCUGGAUCUUGGCCAACGCGGGAGACGAUGUCUUGGGAUAUCUGCAUCAGGUCUUAGACAAGAAGCAAGACCACCUUGAACGCACCGAAUCCGAGGUCAGAGCCAUGGGUGUCUCCGGUGAAACUCUUCACGAUGUCCCUACUGAUUCGGAGCGUGGCAUCGUCUCUGUAGACCUCAUCACACGUUUUUAUCGACUCAAGGGCUCUGGCAGCGACCGCGGUCCAAUCUUCAUUCUACCAGCCUUUGCUGACCGCCCUGGUACCAAGUACACCAGAAUGAUGGAAGAUAGACCAACUGUAGUGUCUAUGAUGGCCCCUAAAUUCCCUGAGAGGCUUAGUGAAUGGGAGUCGAAGAACAAGAACAGAGAAGAUGUCCGCCGCGAUUUGUUCAUGAAGACCACGGAACAAGCCCAGCAUGUCCACACCUUGCAGAAAGAAAAGGAGCGACUAGAAAGCGAAAUUGACCUGUCUCGUCUUAGUGUGGAAAAUAUGAGGGCAUCAGUUACCCCCGCCCAAGCAAACACAGCCCAGAAGCUCGAUCAAUUGCAGAAAGAACUGCAGGAAUCCAAGGCCAGGGAAGAGAAAGUAAGACAGCGCGCAGAGGCCGCUGAGGCCCAGGUCCAGUCAUUGAUGCCCAAUAACUUCUCCUGGACUGAGCUCGCAGGAACUAUUCCGCGGGACUUGGAUGGUAAUGUCACCGAGCGUGCUCUAAAGGCAUUGUUGCAAUCUCUGAAGAAAUCGAACGACGACAAUCUGAUCCUCCAGAGAACCGUUGGGAGCCUGCAGAGCGACUUGAGGGCGAACAAGUCGGCUGUUUGA
Molecule: messenger RNA, 1689 nt
Organism: Neoarthrinium moseri
Lineage: Eukaryota; Fungi; Ascomycota; Sordariomycetes; Amphisphaeriales; Apiosporaceae
Exons: 1
Coding region: 1-1689 (562 amino acids)
Source: RefSeq, a predicted model, not a curated record